This is a messenger RNA of Rosa rugosa (rugosa rose), 687 nucleotides long. RefSeq names its product mechanosensitive ion channel protein 1, mitochondrial-like. The transcript is spliced from 7 exons. The record is from RefSeq and is a predicted model, not a curated record. NCBI's taxonomy places the organism in Eukaryota, Viridiplantae, Streptophyta, Magnoliopsida, Rosales, Rosaceae. The coding region runs from base 1 to 687 and encodes 228 amino acids. Gene Ontology annotation, cellular component: membrane. Gene Ontology annotation, biological process: transmembrane transport.
AUGGGGAAGAAAAUAUCACCAUGCAAUGAAGAGAGCCUCCCAGGCUCUAUCCUCGACUUCGACCCACAAACACAAAGAGUUGCUACUGCUUUCGCUGCCAGAGAUGUCCUUGGCAAUGUGCUGAAUGGUUUAUCUAUGCAAUUUACAAAGCCCUUUUCACUAGGUGAUACAAUAAAGGCUGGGUCCAUAGAAGGUCAAGUGGUGGAUAUGGGACUUACAACCACUUCAUUACUGAAUGCUGAGAAGUUCCCAGUGAUAGUUCCCAAUUCCCUCUUUUCUAGUCAGGUGAUUGUGAACAAGUCACGUGCUCAAUGGCGUGGUGUCGUCACCAGAAUUCCCCUGCAAAUCAAUGAUGAUUUGGAUAAGGUUCCCCAGAUAUCAGAUGAUAUAAAAAGCAUGCUUAGAUCACACCCGAAGGUUUUCUUGGGAAAGGAGGUGCCUUAUUGUUUCCUUUCUCGUCUAGAGAGCUCAUUUGGAGAACAGAUGAGCAAGGAUGAGUUAUUCUCUACAGAAGAAGAUAUCCUUUUGCGGUCGAUCAAGAUAAUUAAGAGGCAUGGCGCCAAGUUGGGCAGCACCUAUGAUGGUCAUUUACACGAGAAGGAGAGGUUGAAAUGUUGUCUUAGGAAUGCCUUGGCUAAGAACCGGAUGGUUGCAUUUUUGCUUGUUGAUAACCCACAGAACCCAUAG